CCUCAACGGACCAUCCGUCUUUACGCCAGUGGAGCACACAAACCGGCAACAUGAGGCCUUCUGGGGCUCGCCUCACCACUGGCCUGCAACAACGACGGCCUGGGCUCGAACGGACGCUGGUCCUUUGCCAUCGGCGCAUGUUCUCUUCUUCCCCGGCUCGCCAUGUCACCUCUGUGAGCAGGACCGUCGAACUUCCUCGCGUACAAUGGGGAUGCCAACCCAGGCGCCUUUUCCGCGACGAUAGGGGGCCACGGGAGGAAGAACCUUCAAAAGGAUGGUGGAACGAACAGAAACAAUCCUUCGGGAAAACGAAGCAGGUCCUGCGGAACACACCGAUUGUAUGGAAACCAAUCCCUAUUGGGCUUGGGAUUGCCUGCUUGGCCGCCAUACAGUACCUACAUAUGCGACGGCGUGAAGACCAAAGCGCUGCAGAUCCCGACCAUCCAGUCGUGACCUUGGAAGGUCCAUGGCAGGUUCACGUCUAUGCUGCUCUGCCAUUACGGGCGGUGUCUCGCCUAUGGGGCUGGGCCAACAACUUGACCGUCCCAGUUUGGCUUCGCGGUCCCUUCUACCGGGCGUAUGCAAGCUACUUUGGAUGCAACCUGGACGAGAUGGAGGACCCCAACCUCGAGCACUAUGCGAACUUGUCGCAGUUCUUCUACAGGCCUCUCAAGCCUGGGGCUCGCCCAAUCGACAAUGACGCUCUCUUGGUCAGCCCAGCGGAUGGCAAAGUGCUGCAUUUCGGGUUGAUCACACAGCAGCGCACGGUCGAGCAGAUCAAGGGAGUCACUUACUCCCUGGACGCUUUACUGGGCCGUCAAAAGCAACUAGAGGAGGCCAAAGCUGUCGUUCCCAUAAAUGAGGAAGAACGAGCCAAGACAUUGAAAUUGGCGGAGAAGUCCCAUUCGCAAGAAAUCGUCGCACACGAUAAGUUUGGAAACAUCAACGACAUCGAUUACUCGCUUGACAAAAUGCUUGGGCACAGUCAACAAUCCGUCACAGACGAAGACAACUCUGUUGUGCCCGCCAAACCCACCACCAACGCCAUCACACAGUCCACACGACCAGGAAACGCGCUGUUUUUUGCCGUUAUCUACCUCGCUCCAGGGGAUUACCACCGGUUCCAUUCCCCGACUGAUUGGGUCGUUCGCGCACGGAGACAUUUCUCGGGCGAGUUGUACUCUGUAUCCCCGUUGGCUGUCACGGCUAUCAAGAACUUGUUUGUGUUGAAUGAGAGGGUGGUUCUGAUGGGAGAGUGGGCGCAUGGGUUCUUCUCGUACAUUCCUGUCGGAGCGACAAACGUGGGCUCCAUCAAGAUUGACUUCGACCCUGACUUAAAGACAAACCUCCGCAAACGCCAAAUCAAACACGCGCCCGGAAAGUACGACGAAUUACAGUACGGCGGCAACGGCGUGCAACUCGCCAAAGGCCAGCAGAUGGGCGGGUUUGAGCUAGGCAGCACCGUCGUGCUCGUCUUUGAGGCCCCGACCAACUUUGAGUUUACGUUGGAGGGCGGGCAGAAAGUCAAAGUGGGCGAACCCAUGGGGAGGAUUAGAGAAUAGAGAUCGGCCGAUUCAAGUAGGUUUCUGUUUAUAGAAUGGGCAUAUGAUUGUCAUUUGGCUAGUGAUUGUCAUUUGCGAUGCAUGCAUACUUCGCGUGCGCGAUAUAUGUACGUAGAUAUGGUACCAUGGAUGGUGGAGUAUGUACAGAUAGUGACCAUAAGUCUGC
Messenger RNA from Fimicolochytrium jonesii, 1728 nucleotides. RefSeq names its product phosphatidylserine decarboxylase-domain-containing protein. Gene Ontology annotation, molecular function: phosphatidylserine decarboxylase activity. NCBI's taxonomy places the organism in Eukaryota, Fungi, Chytridiomycota, Chytridiomycetes, Spizellomycetales, Powellomycetaceae. Bases 51 to 1562 code for a protein of 503 amino acids. The transcript is spliced from 5 exons. Gene Ontology annotation, cellular component: mitochondrion. The record is from RefSeq and is a predicted model, not a curated record. Gene Ontology annotation, biological process: phosphatidylethanolamine biosynthetic process.